Monopterus albus (swamp eel) is the source of this 1227-nucleotide messenger RNA. RefSeq names its product ly6/PLAUR domain-containing protein 1-like. The record is from RefSeq and is a predicted model, not a curated record. The coding region runs from base 192 to 611 and encodes 139 amino acids. Gene Ontology annotation, biological process: acetylcholine receptor signaling pathway. Gene Ontology annotation, molecular function: acetylcholine receptor inhibitor activity. NCBI's taxonomy places the organism in Eukaryota, Metazoa, Chordata, Actinopteri, Synbranchiformes, Synbranchidae. The transcript is spliced from 3 exons.
AACUGACCAGGCAGUACAGCCGUUCACGUGCAUGUGUGCACACAUUUGUGUGCGUCAGCGGCGGAUAAGAUACGUGAAGCAUCACCAGAGGUGUCAGGCUCACCCUGCCAGGCUGCUGCUCUGUCUCUGCACCUCAGAGCCGGAGAACAUCUGUCUCUCAUGUUCCUGCUCACGGUGGCACUGAACGGACGAUGCGGCUGCUCACUGUCCCAGCUUUGCUCCUCUUCUUCAGCUCAGGGCUGGCUCUUCAGAUUCAGUGCUACCAGUGUGAGGGGAUGACACACGACUGCUCCACCCCAGAGUUCAUCGUCAACUGCACUGUGAAUGUGCAGGACAUGUGCCAGAAGGAGGUCCUGGUGAAAAAUGAUGGGAUUUACUACCGCAAGUCCUGUGCUUCAUCAGGAGCUUGUCUCAUUGCUUCUUCUGGUUACCAGCAGUUCUGUACUGGCAAGCUCAACUCAGUGUGCAUCACCUGCUGUAACACACCACUGUGUAAUGGACCCCGCCAGAAGAAAAGACCCCAGCCGUCCGCUGCCAUUACCCUGGCCACACAGCAGCUCCAUGUGUUUUCUCUCUACAUCCUUCUCCUGCUGUCCUCCACCCUGUGCUGACAGACCUUCACAUGCUGAGAUAAGACGUGCAUUGAAGAUGUUCUACCCCUAAUAAUGGAGAAGAAAUGAACUGGAACUGUGUAAGCUGGGACACAUACUUUGAAGAGUAUAUUCUAUGAGGCGUGUAGGAAGCUUUGUACUGUGUUUUCUUUACUCCUCUGCUUUUUAUGUUGCAGCUUGCCUCCAAGGUAAAAAAGCUACAUUAUUCAUCACAUGUGUGCCACAGACAGGAUCAUGGUGCAGAUGCGAUGGAAGCUGGGUGAGGUGAAGUGGAGGACAGUGCUGUGGAUGAUACAGCUUCUAGCUAUUUAUUAGACGGCAGGUGGCUUGUCCUCAUUUGUCUCUAUUUAUUUACACUACAAGGUUAAAUAAGGCAUUUUGCAAGAGAGAUCGGUAGAUUCAGAUUUAUCACUGAUUCUCAGAGCCUUAGGAAAAGACUGCCAGAAUAGAUGCUGAUUUAUUCUAUGUGAAAACCAUUCACUGUCACCACUUGUGGAGCAUCAGCUGAGGAAGUUUGAUGAUUCUGGAAGGAGAAGCACAGUCAUGAAGAAUUUGAUUUGAUUUGAUUUAAUUUAUUCUUUCAAGCAUGUAAAGACAGUUGAUAUGUCAACACACA